CUGAAGCAGUAAUACGAGAAAUGAGUGAAGACCUUCAAAGCAUUUUGCGUUCCAACUUGGAUGAAGCACCUGCGAGGCGUCGAGCUCGUGAAGCUUUUAAGCAUAUUCAGUUAGCCCUUGAUCACUGUUUAUUUCGGUUGCCGGCAGAUGGUGUGAAGACGAAAGAGGUUUAUGAAGUGAACUCCAGAGGAUUAGAAAUAUUCUCCAAGAGUUGGCUUCCAGAAAGAGCUCCUUUGAAAGGAAUUGUCUGUUACUGUCAUGGUUAUGGAGACACUUGCACGUUUUUCUUUGAAGGAGUUGCGAGGAAGUUAGCAUCAUCAGAAUAUGGAGUAUUUGCAAUGGAUUACCCCGGUUUCGGUCUCUCAGAAGGUCUUCAUGGCUAUAUUCCUAACUUUGACGAUCUGGUUGACGAUGUCAAUGAGCAUUUCUCCAGAAUUAAGGAGCAAGCGGAAUAUAAAAACUUGCCUAGCUUCUUGUUAGGUGAGUCCAUGGGAGGAGCCGUUGCUCUGAAGCUGCACUUCAAACAACCUACUGGAUGGGAUGGUGCUGCUCUCAUCGCACCUCUCUGCAAGUUUGCAGAAGAUAUGCUUCCGCACUGGUUGUUGAAGCAGAUACUUAUUGGUGUUGCCAAAGUUUUCCCCAAAACUAAGCUAGUUCCACAAAAGGAAGAGGUGAAAGAGAAUAUAUUUAGAGAUAAGAACAAGAGAAAACUGGCACCAUAUAAUGUAUUACUCUACAAGGAUAAACCAAGACUAGGAUCUGCACUUGAGUUGCUUAAAGCCACACAGGAGAUAGAACAACGAUUGGAAGAGGUCUCUCUGCCAUUGUUGAUCAUGCAUGGAGAGUCUGACAUGAUAACUGAUCCGUCAGCUAGCAAGGCCUUAUAUGAAAAAGCCAGAGUUCAGGACAAGAAGUUCCGCCUCUACAAGAAUGCUUACCAUGAUCUACUUGAAGGUGAACCUGAUGAGACUAUAUCCAGCGUGCUUGAUGAUAUCAUAUCUUGGCUUGACAAGCAUAGCAGCAAACAAAACUCACAUUGAUCACCCUAUCAGAAGAGUUU
Messenger RNA from Neltuma alba, 1060 nucleotides. RefSeq names its product caffeoylshikimate esterase. Bases 21 to 1040 code for a protein of 339 amino acids. The record is from RefSeq and is a predicted model, not a curated record. The transcript has 8 exons. NCBI's taxonomy places the organism in Eukaryota, Viridiplantae, Streptophyta, Magnoliopsida, Fabales, Fabaceae.